AUGGAAUUCGCGACGCACCCCGCCACCCCUCCCUUCACUCCUUGCCUCCCACCACCCUCGUCGUCCGCUGUUUACUCCGAGCCUUCGCAGCCACUAAAUUCUCCCGAGACGACAUCCUCGCGACACUCGAGCGACCGCAGCGACGCGUCGUCACCGUCGUCCGUCGCCUUCACCGACUCGUCCACCAGCGCGUCGUCAAGCCCGCUCGCCCCAUCAUGCAGCAGCAGUGCGACGCCGGACAGCCGCGCGAGCCGGGAUUCGAGCGACGCGUUACCACCAAAUGUAGCCGUGAAAGACGGGAAAUGCUCUGUCCACGACGCCUACCCACCUACCCAAUCUCCAGGAAACACCUCCGCGCGAGUUUCCUUUCGCGAAAAGCUGUUCGUGAUUUUGCGAUUGGCUCGCGAGUACAUUCGCCACCCGCCGCGUCUACCCAUUCUCGUGAAUGCGGUGGUCAUCGUGACCAUGACGUGCGGCGUCUUCGCGCUGCUCACCGGCAUCUACCGCGUCGCUUUCACAUCGGAUGACAAACGCGCAGACCUGCUCGAAUUCUCGACGCAGGUUCUGCAGGCGGCCGGCACCGUCGCCGCGCUGCUCCUGCACCCCACGCGCCUCGUCUACCUCCUCCGUCUCGUCCGCUGGCGACCGGCCGAUGUGAUCAGCCUGCGGAAAGUCUUCUCGCGAGGCGACGCGGCGGUGGCGAAGCCUCACGAACGUCGCCACAUGGCGGUGGUGAUCGGGUUACUCAACAUCGCGUGUGUCAGCCAGUACGGGAUCUUCCUCUGCCUGUGCCUGCGCGCGCCCGCGGACCGCCGAAUCUUCCCCGUGGUCGUAUUCAUUUUCGGCGCGUUUGGCCUGGGCACUGUCGCUGGCGUUUACUUCCUGCUCUGCCCGCUCGGCCGCCCUCUUCCUGCUGAGAGAGCUGAUGGCGCUCUGCCUGCGGCGCCUGAGGCGCAUAAGAGUAGUGCGGGGUCGGCGGACGCGGAUAGAAGUACAGCGCGCGGAAGUCCGGCGGAGAAAGCCCGCGCGUGCGGUUUGUGGGAGAUCAGCUCGCGGGGCAGGGGCGACGGCGUGGAGGAAAGGGGGUCGGAGGGAAGCGAGCGGCGGGCGAGGGCUAGAGUGUCCUGCAGCGCACUUUCAUGCCACCUCGGCUCGUCCCCUGACCAUCAUCCCUCGCUCCGCCUCGGCUCCGCCCGCCUGCAGAGCUCGCGCAGCCAGCGCAGCAGCAGCUGCCACGUGGACAAGCGCGCCGUGUGGCAGCCGCGCGCGCCGUGCGCAGGCGCUGCUCAGGGCUCAGCCGCAGCGCAGGGAGCCGCCGCUACUAGCGACGCGCCCGAGUGGGCGGGGUCGCUGUGGGGGGCAGCAGACGACUGCGGAAUCGCUGCGCGCGUGGCGCUCUGCUGCCCGUGCGCCUUCGCUUGGCACCUGCAGCGCGCGGGCUUCGGCCAUCCGCUCUUCCAUGCGCUCAACCUGCUUCUCUUCCUGCUCGGCCCGCCGCUCGUCUUCACUGCAUCCGCGCGCUUCAUGACGAACCCCACGCUGCACGCGCUCACUGUGGCGUUUGGCGUGGCGGGGGCGCUCAUGGGGCUGCUGUACGGCGGGUACUGGCGGUGGAAGCUGCGGCGGACCUUCGACCUGCCUGCGCAGACAUGGGUGUGCAGACACAAGGCGUUUUCGGAUUUCGGCGCGUGGGUAGCGUGCCCCUGCUGUGCACUGUGCCAGGAAAUGCGCACCGUGAAGGCCUACGGGCUCAGGGUGGUGGCUCCUGAUGCUGCCCAGCUGGAGGUGAUUGUAACGGGGGGGAAGGGAAGAGUGAGGAGCGGCAGCAAGAGCCGGGCUGAGCAGGACAGUGUAACAAUCUCGGUUACCACGGCGCCGUCCAUUCUCAAAAUGGAGAUUGACGGCAACAAUGAUGCCGCCUGUUAG
Molecule: messenger RNA, 1926 nt
Organism: Closterium sp. Yama58-4
Lineage: Eukaryota; Viridiplantae; Streptophyta; Zygnematophyceae; Desmidiales; Closteriaceae
Source: the annotation of a GenBank genome assembly